UCAGAAGUGGAUGCACCCCCAAGUGACACCUACUGAUGACUCAAACCCCUGGUGGGCAGCUUUUAGCCGGGUCUGCAAGGACAUGAACCUCUCUCUGGAGCCUGAGAUCACGCCUGCUGCCACUGACAGCCGCUUUAUCCGUGCGGUGGGGGUCCCAGCUCUAGGCUUCUCACCCUUGAACCGCACACCUGUGCUACUGCACGACCACGAUGAACGGCUGCAUGAGGCUGUGUUCCUCCGUGGGGUGGACAUAUAUACACACCUGCUGCCUGCCCUUGCCAGUGUGCCUGCCCUGCCCAGUGAGAGCUGAGCCCUGGAACUCCUCAACCUUUGCCCCUGGGGCUUCCAUCCCAACCAGUGCCAAGGACCUCCUCUUCCCCCUUCCAAAUAAUAAAGUCUACGGACAGGGCUGUCUCUGAAUUACUAACAGCAAGG
This is a messenger RNA of Mandrillus leucophaeus (drill), 435 nucleotides long. Its product is annotated as aminoacylase-1-like. NCBI's taxonomy places the organism in Eukaryota, Metazoa, Chordata, Mammalia, Primates, Cercopithecidae. Gene Ontology annotation, molecular function: aminoacylase activity. The coding region runs from base 11 to 310 and encodes 99 amino acids. The record is from RefSeq and is a predicted model, not a curated record. The transcript has 3 exons.